GAGCGACCGUCUUUAAUAUAUUUGGUUGUCAUCACCGCAACCGCAGCGUUACAAAACAAAGCUCUUUUAAAUCCCAAUUCUAGGGUUCCAUCUCCGAUCCCGGCCUUGCAUCAACCGCUGCUCGUCUUCGAUCUUUCAUCGAUCCUCCAUUCCAUAUUCACUCUCUUCGCCGCCGGGAAUGUCGCCGCCUAAGACCUCGCCUCCCGGCCUCUCCCCGUCCCCGGAGCCUCCCGAUUGGCCUACGUGUGUUUAUUGGGGGAAAUGGAGCCUAAGUGGUGAGGAUGUCCCCAAAGUGACAUCGAAGGAACAAAAAUUAUCCAAUGUGAAACAGACUUUACAACAUGAAGUAGCACAGAUGGUGGGGAUGCGAGAAAAAAUUCAAGCUCAUAAGGAAAUUUUCUCAAUUAUUGAUUCUUUAAAGAAACAAAUUGUUAUCGAUCGUUGUGUUUACAUAGAGAAAAGAAUGAAAGAAAACAAGCUAAAGUUGGUUGGUAUCAGUAACCAUCUAUACAAGUUAUCAAUGGAAAGAACAAAUGACAAGCCAAUCAACAUUGAUGAAAGCGUAGAUCUACUGAAGAAGAGGCAGAAAGAUGCAAUUGAUAUGCAAAAUGGCAUUGUUCUACAUAAUGGGGAUGAGGGCAAUGAUAUUGAGAAAGAAGAUGGCCAUGCCUCUUCAGCAAUUUUGCUAGGAUCUAGCAUCGCAAUCAAGAAUGCUGUUUGCGCUAUCCCGCUUAUAGAUGGGAAUAAAAGAUUACCUCCUUAUACCACUUGGAUUUUCUUAGCUAGAAAUCAACAAAUGUCGGAGGAUCAAUCAAUAGUAGGUCGAGGGAGAAUAUAUUAUGAUAAAAAUAGCGGUGAAGCUCUAAUUUGUGAUGAUAGCGAUGAAGAAAUUAGGAAAGAAGAAGAAGAUAAAGAAUUUGGGGACUCUGAAGAUUAUAUUAUUCGUCUGACCAUAAAAGCAGUUGGUUUAUCUGAUGCUGCAUUGGAUGCACUUGCUCAGUGUUGUUCCAGGAAACCUUGUGAAAUCAAGGAGAGAUACAAAGCCCUUAUUAAUGGAGGGAACUCAGUGGAGGUUCCUGUGAGUUCAUUUCUCGAUAAGGAUCUUGAUGCAGCACUAGAUUCUUUUGAUCACUUGUUCUGUCGUCGAUGUCUUCUAUUUGACUGUAAAUUACAUGGAUGUUCCCAGGACCUUAUCUUUCCGGCUGAGAAACAGUUACCAUGGAGUUGCUCUGAUGAUGAAACUAAACCAUGUGGUCUGCACUGCUAUAAACUGGAAAAAUAUUUUCUUCCUGCUGAUCAUAUUGGGGCCCAGAUAUCCUGGGGUAAAUCUCCAAGUCCAUCUGGACAAAGGAGAAUAAAGUCAUGUCAGAAUGAAAGUGCUCCAUCAACUGGAAGAAACAUAUCAGGAAGCAGUGAUUCAGAUAGCAGAUCUUUCCAGGAUAUUACCUCUACUUUCCGUUCCAUGUUGCUACCGAAGUCUAAUCUCCCCACAGAGAGUGGUAUUUGUAAGAAGAACAACCAGAGAGUUACUGAACAUAUUUUACCUUGCACGCAGAAAAGGCAGAAGAAAGCAGUUCCUUCUGUUUCUAGUUCUUCUGUGAAUGCAAAUCUUACUUCUAAAGAUAUGGUUUUUCAAUCUAUUACGCUUGAAGAAAAUGAGGAUGAUACUUCUCCAAGGAAACAUAGAUCUUUAGGUGGUGGAAUGUCUGAGAGGAAGGAGUCUCCAACAAUUGACAGUCAAAAAUAUUUGCAACAGGGGCAUCCUCAUGGCCCACUAAAUGAGAUUAUUAGUGAAAAAUUGGUAUAUUGUGAUGAUGCCUUGCAGGAAGAGGGGUGUGCAUGUAGAAGUACCCAUAAAUGGAAAACUAUUGAGAAAGCCCUUUAUGAAAAAGGUUUGGAGAUAUUUGGAUGGAACAGCUGCUUAAUUGCUAGGAAUCUUAUGAAUGGAAUGAAAACUUGUUUGGAGGUAUAUCUGUAUAUGAGCUGCUCUGAGAAAAGGCUAUUCUCCCAGACAGGUGAUGGUGUAAAUCCUCUGCUAGAAGGCCAUUCAAAGGUUAAUGAAGUUAAAAGAUCAAGAAUUUUACGUAGGAGAGGUAAAGCUCGCCGUUUAAAAUAUACUUGGAAGUCUGCAGGCUACCAUCCUAUCAGAAAACAGAUUACUGAGAUGAAAGAUGAGCUUUAUCGGAAUUAUAGCCCAUGUGGGUGUCAAUCUGUCUGUGAAAAGCAGUGUCCCUGCGUUGUUAAUGGAACUUGCUGUGAGAAGUACUGUGGAUGUCCAAGGAUUUGCAAGAAUCGGUUUAGAGGCUGUCAUUGUGCCAAAAGUCAGUGUCAGAGUCGUCAAUGUCCAUGCUUUGCUGCAGGUCGAGAAUGUGAUCCAGAUGUUUGCAGGAAUUGCUGGGUCAGUUGUGGUGAUUAUACUCUUGGAAUUCCUUCCCAAAGAGGUGACAAUUAUGAAUGUAGGAACAUGAAGCUUCUUCUCAAACAACAGCAAAGGGUUUUGCUUGGAAGGUCUGAUGUAUCUGGCUGGGGGGCUUUCUUAAAGAAUAAUGUUGAUAAGCAUGAGUACCUUGGUGAGUAUACUGGCGAGCUGAUCUCACAUGAAGAGGCAGACAAACGUGGGCAGAUUUAUGAUCUCGAAAAUUUUUCUUUUCUCUUCGAUCUUAAUGAUCAGUUUGUUCUUGAUGCUUAUCGGAAGGGUGACAAGUUGAAGUUUGCCAACCAUUCUCCUGAUCCUAACUGCUAUGCAAAGGUUAUUAUGGUGGCAGGGGACCAUAGGGUGGGAAUAUUUGCUAAAAGGCGAAUUAGUGCAGGAGAGGAACUGUUCUAUGACUACCGUUAUAAGCCGGACAGCACUCCUGCUUGGGCAAGGAAGCUUCUUGCAUCUAGUUGCAAAAGGGAUUCUGCCUCUGCAUCGGGCCGAGCCAAGAAGCGUGCUUAAUCGACCAUAUAUUUGGGUGGUAUUGCAAUCUAGAUCCAAAAAGGAUUCUGCUUCUGCAUCUGGCCAAGCUAAGAAGCAUGCUUAAUUGUGCAUAUAUUUCAAGCUUAUUUGAAAAGGAUUAUGCUCCUGCUUCUCGCCGAGCUGAGAAGGGUGCUCAAUCAAGCAUUUAUUUCAAUUUUCUGUCUAGGUAUCUUCUCCAAGCUGAAGGUGGAUUCUUGCUUAUUUUAUUGCUGGAGUGGCCAUUUCUGCUAAUAAUUUUUACCUGGGAUUUGCCUUUUCCAUUUCAUGCUUUAUGUGAAAGGCCAGAAUGUACAUAGGCUUUUUAGUAAUCAAAAAAUUCUCCUUGGACGAGGAAACUUUGGUUGCUUUUAGGUAAUGGAAGUCUAGAUGUUACCUAAC
Molecule: messenger RNA, 3337 nt
Organism: Diospyros lotus (date-plum)
Lineage: Eukaryota; Viridiplantae; Streptophyta; Magnoliopsida; Ericales; Ebenaceae
Product: histone-lysine N-methyltransferase CLF-like
Exons: 18
Coding region: 179-2938 (919 amino acids)
Biological process (GO): chromatin remodeling
Cellular component (GO): PcG protein complex
Molecular function (GO): protein binding; histone methyltransferase activity
Source: RefSeq, a predicted model, not a curated record